This is a messenger RNA of Ectocarpus sp. CCAP 1310/34, 2931 nucleotides long. NCBI's taxonomy places the organism in Eukaryota, Phaeophyceae, Ectocarpales, Ectocarpaceae. The record is from the annotation of a GenBank genome assembly.
UCAACUGCGAAGCAGCGCAGCAGGCUGUGGUUGCCGGGGCGGGAAGGAGAGGAUUGGGAUUUGGCUCUGCUGGUGCGGACAAUCCGAAAGAUCAGCCUUCCUCCGUGUGUGCUUCCGCUGGUGCUGCUGUGACCGCAUCCACCUCGCCGGCUGAUUCGCGCUCCAAAUCGGAGAGAGGCAGCCCCGACCCUCUGCUGCCGCCGCCUCGAGGCUUGGACGGUGGUGUAUCAGCAACUACUGCUGUGCAGGUGUGCUGAAGACGCAUGGUGGUCUUGUGGGGCACUAGUCCUUUGCUGUACCUCACCAACAAACCUCACCCUUUCGUGUGCCGCUACAUGUCCUUCCCGUUUGCCGUCUUGCUUGCUGGUUUCGUUCCCCCGGUCUGUCCCAAACCAAAAAUACAAUCGGGGAAGGCCGGGAACACCUCCGCCAGCGAGCUUGAAUCGAGCCACGACAUCAACAUGAACGACGUGAGCAACAACACGAGCGGCGCCGCCGAGGAGGGCGAGGAGUCGUUCGACAUGCUGGCGGGCAUGCCGCCCACCCCAGGCGGCGCCCUGGUAGCACCUCCGACCGCAGGCGACGAGAGCUUCGCGGACAUGCUGGGGGCGGAGGAUCCCUCCCCCACCACGCCUGCUGCGGUGGCGUGGCAAGGGGUUCGCCGUUCGCCUCGCCUAGCCUCCCAGGCCGCCGCCGGCAGCAGCGCCGGCGCCGGAGGCAGAGCCAUCAACGGUGUGAAGGGUCAUCGGGUUGGGCUGGCGCCGGGAGGUGGGGCGGGCACCGGCGGCCUCACCCCGUACAGCGGCCGGCGCGGUGGCGGGCAGAGGCAGGCGUUUCCGGAGCGGGCGUUCACGCCCGGGACCGCGCGCGGGGACGGGGACGACGCAAACGCCUCCUUCUGUGCCGGUGAUCCCGGGAGCGCAAUGAGGGGCGUUCACCUGUUCUCGGGAGCGAACGUAGACGACAGCAUGGCGGGCGACUCUGACUCGACAUCUCCAGCAGACGCGGGGGGUAAGGCGGGCGACCUGUCGAUGACGCCGAGCUUGGACUUGAACUUGUCUUCCGUGCAGGAGCGCGUGGCGGGCUUGGAGCUUGCCGGGGAUGCUACGACCUUGUCCCCGCCUGGUGCGAACGCCUCUGGUAUGGACGGCGAUGAUGUCACCCCCCCGGAAAGGGAUGCCGCUGACGCCGAUCUCACCGUUGGAGAAUCGACGUCUUCGCCUAUCACCGACGAAGGUACCGCUCCCGCUUUCACGGCCGCUCUAGCGCAGAAGCAGUGUUUAGAGCCUCCGUCCCCCGCCGUGGCUCCGCGAUCGUCGGCGACCGCUGCUGACGGUACCCCCUCCGCCGCUGCCGCCGCCUCCGGCAAGAGGGCCUCGUUUUCCCCGAAAGACGCGGCGGCGGCGGAGGCGGCGCCGUCUGCGGAGGUGUCGCCGUACGGGGCGCGGGGUAAGCUGGGCGGCGGCCUGUCUACGAGCUCGACUUUCGGGGCGAGCAGCGACGACCGGGACGAUGACUUCAUGGCGACGGAGUUCGCCGCCGGUGCCGGCGUAGGGGCGCAGGUGGCGGAGAUGACGCUGACGACGCUCCCCAAGGUGGAGGAAACCCUCCCCGGCCAGCAGCAGCAGCAGCAGCAGCAGCAGCAGCAGCAGCAGCAGCUGCCUGCUCCGCCUGCUGCUGUUGACACGGAGGGCGGUGUCGAUGGCGGCGCCGGAGGUAGCGUUGACGCUGAGAGCAGCGUCAUCCUGGACGAGAUGCUUGUGGCCGCUACUGGUGGCGGUCUCGGUGGCGCUAGCAGGGCGGUUGCACCCCCCCCGGGCGCAGGAGCGGGUCCUACGACUGCUGCUGCCGACAACGGUAAGGGCGGCGCGGCGGUGAUGGUUUCCGCCGUGGAGAAGGAGGCCAUGGCGCUGGCGGCGGCGUGUGUUGCCCAGCAGGAGGCCCUGAACAAGGCGCCUAAAACGGCGGAGGCGGCGGCUGCCGGAACGGAUAAGAAGGCCGCUGGGGCCGAGCGCGAGGGCGGAAACGAAGAGCCCGAGGUCGCUGGAGGAGAGAGCGGCGGCGAUAAGAGGAACGGCGACGAUGCGAGAAAAGGGAAUGCGCCCGCUGCUGUGCCCAGCAAGCAAGCCUUCGGUGGUGGUGCCGAGGCAAAGCCCGCCUGCGGUGGCGGCGGUGGUGGUAUGAAGAACGCCCGCGUGACUAUCUCGCGCGUGGCGGUCCCGGCCUCCGUCUCCGCGCGUCGCGGCAGCAGCAGCGGCAGCAGCAGCAGCAGCAGCAAACUUCGCCCGCCUUCGCCCUCGCGCAGCAACCUACGGCCCCCUUCUCCCGCGCGCGGCAGCGUGCGGCCCCCUUCUCCUUCACGCGGCAGCAGCAGCAGCAGCGGCGUGCGGCCGCCUUCCCCCUCGCGCGGCAGCGCGUUGAGGCCUCCGUCUCCUUCCGCCACGCAGCGCCGGCACUCCAUGGCCUUCGGGUCCCGCAUUGACGGUAGCGGUAGCGCUGCUGCUGCUGCUGCUGCGGCGGCGGCGAAGCGGACGGCGGCGGUCGAGGCGGCGAAGGAGAAAGCGGCGGCAAAGGCUACAGCCGCGCCGGUCGCGGCGGUGCCAGUGAAGAGGGCGUCUUCGCGCGGAAGGGACAGGGUCGGGCGGGAGAGGCCGAGCGUGGGUGGGGUCAGCCGGGGGAGGGGUGCGGACACCAGCGCCGGGGGCGCUGCUUCUGCGGCACCGGGACCGGCAGACGCCGCACCCGCACCCGCACCCGCACCCGUUGUCGUGGCCGCCGUAGACCCUUCCUCGAGGCUGCUCGCGGCUACCAAGCUGUCGCAGGGCCGCGCCCGUCCCCGCAGCGCCAGCCCAUCGGUGUCUUCGGCUAGGGGGCGAGCCUCCACGGGAGGCUUGGGGGGCCCCGGUGGAUCCGGACCAGGUGGGGGGGGGG